AUGAGUGUAGCUGUUCUUGAUGGCAAAACAGUGACAGGAUUUGUGGAAGCAAAGGAAGCAUUUAAAAAUUGUGUUGAAGUGUACUUCAAAAUGCUUGAUUCUAAUGGAGAUGGAGGGAUUUCUCGCAAUGAGCUUGAGGAAGGUUUUGGCAGGAUUUUCACCAUGGAAUUUGAAUCCAAGUCUCAAGAAUGUGUUGAUCAAUUUUAUAGUGCAAUUUUUGAGAGGUUUGAUGAGGAUGGUAACGGUAAAAUUGACUGCGAUGAGUUUGCAUCCUUGAUUAGAGAGAUUAUGCUCGCCAUGGCUCGUGGGAUUGGUACAUUACCGGUUAUAGUCGCUCUUGAUCAAGAUAGCUUGCUGAUGAUGGCUGUUAACCAUGAACUGGCUCGAACAUGA
This is a messenger RNA of Durio zibethinus, 393 nucleotides long. RefSeq lists its product as uncharacterized. Gene Ontology annotation, molecular function: calcium ion binding. The record is from RefSeq and is a predicted model, not a curated record. NCBI's taxonomy places the organism in Eukaryota, Viridiplantae, Streptophyta, Magnoliopsida, Malvales, Malvaceae.